AUGGGGUUUCUUGGAUUUAUUCUCAGUGUCCUGCUUGUUCUCAUUAAUUCACAGAACAAUCUUGCCUGCGCCCAAAAUUGUUGGAGAAAUACGCCGUGUCGAAGUAUACAACAGGCUAGUUUCCCCGGGGAAUGGGAGGCGAACAUUUUUGCCCCUUCAUCUCGAGCAGUCUCCCCGUCAGCUCUUCUGGACUACCACAGUGGAGAACAUGUCAGCUCAUGGAACGGAAAAACUGCUUUGGGUAGGGACAGAAUCGGCCUUGUCUUGGAUUUUGGGCGCGAAGUUGGAGGAAUUGCCACCAUCGAUUACAAUGUAUUUUCAGUCGAAGGGAACGGAGCCAUCGGCAUAGCCUUCACGGAAGCCAAAAACUGGAUAGGGCCGGAUUCAGACUACUCGAGCGGCAAUGGCGCAUUUUCUGAUGGCGCCUUGUACGCCAACUUCUCCAAAGUGGGCAACUUCAACUACAUCAUGCCCGAUGAGUAUCUCCGCGGCGGAUUCCGAUACAUGACGCUGUUCCUCGUGGCGGAAGCAGCUUCUAUCAGCAUCAACAACGUGACUUUGGAAAUUGCUUUUCAACCGACUUGGGCCAAUCUGCAAGCCUAUCAAGGAUAUUUCCACAGUAGUGAUGCCCUACUCAACAAAAUAUGGUACAGUGGAGCUUAUACUCUCCAGACCGCUUCUAUACCUCCUUCCACGGGUCGGGCCUGGCCUGCCCCCGCAAGUGGAUGGAGCGAGGUUGGUGAACUGGGGCCAGGAUACACCAUCCUCACUGACGGUGCAAAGCGAGAUAGGACUGUCUGGCCUGGCGACCUAGGUGUUGCUGUCCCCGCAGCGGCUUACAGCACCGGCGAUCUCGAGAGUGUGAAAAACGGGUUGCAAGCCAUGUACGACGACCAGAAUUCAUCCACUGGUCAAUUCCCAUUCUCUGGACCACCGUUGAUGGCCACAGGUAGUGAUACAUAUCACAUGUGGACGCUGAUUGGAACAUACAACUACGUUCUUUACUCGGACGACACCGACUUUCUGAGAGCCAAUUGGGAGAGUUAUAUAGCGGCCAUGUCGUUCAUCCUCGACCAAGUUACGGACUCGGGCCUCCUCUUUGUGAAGUCGGAUACUGCCGACUGGGGACGAUUCGACGCCAACGGAACUUUGACUUCGGCACAAUCACUUCUCUACCGCUCUCUGGUGACUGGCGCGACGCUUGCCAGCUGGUUGGGCGACACAGACGGGCAAGGCGAGACAUGGCUGCAGAAAGCGAGUGAAAUCCAGGAUCUCACCAAUGCCAAGCUCUGGGAUGCCUCUGCCGGUGCCUUCUACGAUGCCGUAGAACGACCAGAUAUCCACUCGCAAGAUGGCAACUCCUUGGCCGUUCUCUUUGGAAUCGUUAACGCAUCAUCCACCAAAGCCACAGAUAUCUCCAGCUACCUUACCCAGAACUGGACCCCCAUUGGCGCCCAAUGCCCCGAGCUCAGCGGUGAAAUAUCUCCCUUUAUUUCCUCCUUCGAGAUUCAAAUGCACCUGCUAGCUGGCGAGACCCAGCGCGCCCUUGACCUCAUCCGCACCAGUUGGGGCUGGUACCUCAACAAUCCCAAUGGCACACAAAGCACCAUGAUCGAGGGCUACCUGACCGACGGUACGUUCGGCUACCGCUACAACGCGGGCUAUGGCACGUACUCGAUGACCUCGCAUUCGCACGGCUGGUCGACUGGCCCCGUAACUGCACUGACGGAACAUAUACUGGGAUUGAGCAUCACGGGGCGGGCGGGGAAGACGUGGCGGCUUGCACCUCAGCCGGGGGACUUGACGAGUGCGGAAGGCGGAUUUACCACGAAACUGGGGGAAUUCUCGGCGAGGUGGUCGCUGGACGCGAAUGGGUCUUUCAAGCUCGAUUAUCAGACCCCUGAGGGCACGACGGGGGAUGUGGUGUUGCCGAUGGCGACCGACAAGGCAGCGAGGAAUGUGCUGGUCGAUGGGGCUUCGCCCACGAAGAGGAGUUCCUGGGCCAUCCUGGGUAGCAGGGAAGCUAGGAAGGUUGUUAGAAUACGUGGGGAUGGGGGCAAGCACAGCAUUUUCAUCAAGUAG
Messenger RNA from Pseudomassariella vexata, 2082 nucleotides. Its product is annotated as Six-hairpin glycosidase-like protein. The record is from RefSeq and is a predicted model, not a curated record. Bases 1 to 2082 code for a protein of 693 amino acids. The transcript has 4 exons. Gene Ontology annotation, biological process: carbohydrate metabolic process. NCBI's taxonomy places the organism in Eukaryota, Fungi, Ascomycota, Sordariomycetes, Amphisphaeriales, Pseudomassariaceae.